AUGGCUUCCAUAUCCACCGUCUUCUCUAACUCAUCCCCAUUCUUAUCUCAACCCCUAACCAAAUCCCGCAAAUCCGAUUCCUUCGCCGUAACCACCGUUUCAUUCCAGACAACAUCGAGAGUUCGCGGCGGAAGAAACACCCUCCGAGUAAAAGCUGGGCUAAUCGAUCCCGACGGUGGUAAGCUAGUGGAGCUCGUGGUGUCAGAGCCGCGACGAAGAGAGAAGAAACACGAAGCUGCGGAUUUGCCGAGACUGAGAUUGACGACGAUCGAUUUACAAUGGAUGCACGUUUUGAGUGAAGGUUGGGCAAGUCCGCUUCGUGGGUUUAUGAGGGAAUCUGAGUUCCUCCAAACGCUUCACUUCAAUUCACUUCGUCUUGAUGAUGGAUCCGUCGUUAACAUGUCUGUACCAAUCGUUCUCGCUAUCGAUGAUGAACAAAAAGCCCUAAUCGGCGAAUCGAAACGAGUCGCACUUUUUGAUUCAGAUGAUAAUCCCAUCGCUAUUCUCAGCGAUGUUGAGAUUUUCAAGCAUCCGAAAGAGGAACGGAUAGCUAGAACAUGGGGUACGACUGCACGGGGAUUGCCUUAUGUAGAAGAGGUGAUAACAAAUGCUGGAAACUGGCUUAUUGGUGGUGAUCUUGAGGUUCUUGAACCUAUUAAGUACAAUGACGGGCUUGAUCGUUUUAGGCUUUCGCCAUCUGAGCUUCGUAAAGAGCUAGAGAAACGUGGUGCGGAUGCUGUGUUUGCGUUUCAGCUUAGGAACCCGGUUCAUAAUGGACACGCUCUUCUUAUGACUGAUACUCGAAGGAGACUUCUUGAGAUGGGUUAUAAAAACCCAAUCCUUUUGCUUCAUCCGCUUGGUGGGUUCACAAAGGCGGAUGAUGUUCCUUUAAGCUGGCGAAUGAAACAGCACGAGAAGGUGCUGGAAGACGGUGUUCUUGAUCCCAAGACAACAGUGGUUUCCAUAUUCCCAUCUCCAAUGCUCUAUGCUGGUCCAACCGAAGUACAGUGGCACGCAAAGGCUAGGAUCAAUGCCGGUGCUAACUUCUACAUUGUGGGUAGGGAUCCGGCUGGAAUGGGUCAUCCCGUGGAGAAACGUGAUCUAUACGAUGCUGAUCACGGGAAGAAAGUACUAAGCAUGGCUCCUGGACUCGAACGACUCAACAUUCUUCCUUUCAGGGUUGCUGCGUACGAUAAGACACAAGGCAAGAUGGCUUUCUUUGAUCCGUCGAGGGCUCAGGAUUUCUUGUUCAUCUCUGGCACUAAGAUGCGAGGACUGGCAAAGAACAAAGAAAGUCCACCAGAUGGGUUUAUGUGCCCUGGAGGUUGGAAAGUGCUUGUUGAUUACUACGACAGUUUGACUCUAACCGGAAAUAACCGACUUCAGGAAAAGGUUCCGGUUUAA
Messenger RNA from Arabis nemorensis, 1404 nucleotides. Lineage: Eukaryota; Viridiplantae; Streptophyta; Magnoliopsida; Brassicales; Brassicaceae. The record is from the annotation of a GenBank genome assembly.